Perca fluviatilis (European perch) is the source of this 3050-nucleotide messenger RNA. It is a transcript of the gene bean1, whose product is annotated as brain expressed, associated with NEDD4, 1. The record is from RefSeq and is a predicted model, not a curated record. The coding region runs from base 689 to 1450 and encodes 253 amino acids. Lineage: Eukaryota; Metazoa; Chordata; Actinopteri; Perciformes; Percidae. The transcript has 5 exons.
CUGUCUCACCAUCGGAAUAUGUCUGUCCUGAAUGAUGCGCUUCUCUCCCCAAGCAUGACACACUUACUGGGCUGCGGAGCCGAGCCACGGGACGAGGCACGGGACAGAGACAGGACAGAGUCAGACGAACAUGAUGAGGAUGCGGGGGGGGAAAAAGGCAGAUAAGAGCUAAUGGCGAUACCGCUAUCGACAGAGUAAUGUUCAUAGAGAAAGAAGACAAAUAAAUAAAAGAUCUGCGGACUGGAGGGUGGUGACAGUGAUGGUGACGAGGAUGUUGUAGGCUAAGGACGGGACCGCUCGGAGGAGGAUGCUCGGACGAUCGGAGCGCUUCUCUGCUCAGUGUUGAUCAUCGUGCGAGUAAAUCUCGGGUAUCACCGAGAGUUUAACGAAGCGCUAUUCUGAGGAGGUGAGGCCAAGUCCCGAGAGAGAGAGAGAGAGAGAGAGAGAGAGGGAGAGAGAGAGAGAGAGAGAGAGAGAGAGAGAGAGAGGACUGGGGGAUCAUUGUGUUGUUGUUGCUGCUGCUGUCAGUGAUGUGAAGCGACAUUAAGGAGCUGAUGAAAGGACUUCUAGUUGUGCGUGGACACAUUUCUACACCUUCUUUGCAGCAGCACUGUGUGGUAGAGACCAGUUGAAGUUGGCUUCCUGCCUGUUGAGAUGUGCCAAUAGGAAACACUGUGAACAGGGGUUCAUGCUGAUGAAAUUGAUCUGCUCAGUGAGCUCCAACCAGAGCCAUGGGGAGUACCCAGACUGCCGGAGUGAGAGGGAGUCGGGAGGGGAGGCGUCUCUCCUGGUGUCUCCGCUGGUGGUGGCGGGGAUCGUUAUAGGUCUGGUCCUCUUCCUCUCCUGCAUCACCAUCAUCGUCGGCAGCCUGCGCAAAGACAGUCGACUCAGAAACCCACACCUCCGAGCAAGCUACGGUCUGGAUGGUUUUUCCUAUGGAGGUUCAGUAGGAGAACUGAGAUCUACCUGCUUAGAAGACUUUCCUCCUGGUUUAGACUUUGAUUCAUACAGAGAGACUCUGUCACAGGUCAACAACCUGUACCCCGACUCACCGCCACGUUACGAUGAGUGUGUUGGCCCAGGAUCGACUCAGAUCUACCUACCUACAGAUGACCCGCCUCCUUACUCCCUCUUGGACCCCUGUCAGAGAGGGGCAGAACAGGAGGAGCAGCCUAACUACACCAGUCUGGAUCCUUCUCCAUACUACGGAGAGACCUCGGCCAGUGCUGCCCGCUCCUCCCCCUCCCACUACCCGCUGGGACUACAGGAGCAGGAGCAUCAACACGUUGCAUCCAUCUCCUUCCCGCUGGAGGCGGCGCCGCCUUAUGAGUCAGUGUUGGCCGAGCAGGGACAGCCCCUCCCUCUCAUGCCAUGCGACCUUUAUAAACACCAAUCAGAGAGGGAGGAUGAUGGCAACUCCCGGCAGCCAGGGGCGAACCAGAUCUCGUAGGACAAUUAAUUUGUUUCUUUCACUUGCGCUCUUGGUUGUCCCCGGUUGAAUUAAACAAACACUUGUGAUGUGGGGCACAAAAUGGCUGUUAGGAGCAGCUGGGACACCAAACGUGGACACUAAUGAAAUUUUCCACACAGUUGCUAACACCUACACCUGUAAUAAGGCUGAAAAUGAGCUUCUCAGUGGACUGAAAUUAAGCCGGGACUCCGUUUUUUAACAAUUUAACUACAGUUUGUUUCUGGAUGAAGUAAAAACUCACCAACUGCGCUGUAUUGUAAAGUUUCUGGAAAGACAGCUUCUCUUACACAAACGUUUGUCGUCCCACUGAUGCUCCCUUUGACAAAGACUCUUCUCCAUUAACACCAUUGUCUUGUUAAGUUUUUUGCCACAUUUUGACUGUUUUAUCUCUCUUUGUUUAACCGGUACCAAUUAUGAAGAGUCGUGUUUGGAGUUUAGUCUGCUACAAAAUGCUAACAUCUUCUCAUCGUACUGUAGAUGUCGACAAGCUGACUUUGUCUGUAGAAGAAAGACUGAGUGCAAACAAUAUCAAUGUGGUGUUUAGUAGAAUAGUUUAAGGUAUUCAUAAGCACACAGAGUACUCCCCCCCCUCCCAUCUUUUUUGGUAUGAUCCUCAUUUUCCAGUCUAUUUAAAUGAUGUUUUGGACAAGAGUAUAAUUACCACUGAGUUGUGUACGGCAUCCUCAACUACCAGAACACCACUGCUGAUCUGCAGUCUCUGUAGUGUUCAAACAUUUAGAGCAGUGUGCUGUUCUGUAGCUUCCAGUGUGGUGGUAGUAUCCUUGCGGUUAGAAGAACAACUUUGUGAUGAAAUGUUUGUGACCAUGAAAUCCAAUCUAAUUAGGAAACUAUACCUGGACAGGAAGAGUGCAUUAUCAACAUUCAGUUGUGGCAUACUGUAUACACACCCAGCUUUCCAGUUAUAAGUCACCAUGAUGAUGUAGUGUACGUCAUAGUUAAAUAUUUGCAGCUUACAUCUGUCAUCACCAGAAUGAGAAACACUAUUGUACAAAUUGCCAUAACUCUUUCUCUCAAGGGCUCUGGUUUGAAUAUGUAUUAAUAGAAUAUUCUGUAACUGGACCCCAGCAGCAAAAUGUAGCCCGGAGCCCGCCUCCUGACGAGGUCGGGGUUGAUGCAUCAGAGAAGUUACACAUUAAACUGUAGACCAUAACACACUGUUUACUGGAGAGAUGGAUGCUUCUGCCUUUGUCCUUUUGUCACACUUUCAUGAAGGGAAGCACUUGGCUUUAGCCAUCAUGGAGGACUUCCUCAUACCUAAACAACAGAAAAGGUUGAUUGCCAACAAAUUCCAAAAUGACAUAUACAGUAUGGCCAUCCUAUUUAACACAAUGAUAUGGCCGCAUAGUGGUCACUUUAAUCAAAUGACAUUGUGUUACCUCAUUCAGCAAUAGAUAGUGAUUUAUCAGAUAUGUAUUUCAAUUUCAAGAUUUUUUUUUAGAUUGCCACUUUAAUCUCGGGUUCAGUUGCCUAACCCUAACUAUAGCUUAAAGGUCCAAUGUGUGGGAAUUUCUCCCAUCUAGCGUUGAGAUCAAAUAUCGCAAUCAACUCUCUCGCGCCA